Pseudocercospora fijiensis CIRAD86 is the source of this 474-nucleotide messenger RNA. RefSeq lists its product as uncharacterized. Gene Ontology annotation, biological process: actin filament debranching; negative regulation of Arp2/3 complex-mediated actin nucleation. Gene Ontology annotation, molecular function: actin binding; Arp2/3 complex binding. The transcript has 3 exons. The record is from RefSeq and is a predicted model, not a curated record. The coding region runs from base 1 to 474 and encodes 157 amino acids. Gene Ontology annotation, cellular component: actin cortical patch. NCBI's taxonomy places the organism in Eukaryota, Fungi, Ascomycota, Dothideomycetes, Mycosphaerellales, Mycosphaerellaceae.
AUGAACACGCACCUCUCUAACAAGCCAACCCUACCCACGCAGUCCUCCGAAUCCCGCCUCUACACCUUCUCCCAAGAAACCAAAGACGCCCUACGAAAAUUCCGCCUCGGAACAUCGCGAUCAAAAGAUCCCCAAGCAAUAAUAUACCAAAUCGACAAAAAAUCCUUAGAAAUAAAACCCGAAGCUGGCGCGGAAAUUUACACGAAAAUUCACCACCUCCAGGACGAACUACCCGAUAACACGCCACGAUACAUCCUCUUAAGUUACCCACUCACACUCUCCUCCGGCCGCCUCUCCGUCCCCUACAUCAUGAUCAACUACCUGCCGGCCACGACAUCGAGUGAAAUGCGCAUGUUGUAUGCUGGAGCGAAGGAGUUGAUGAAGAAUGCUGCGGAAGCUGGGAGGAUUUUGGAGGUUGAGAGUGCGGAGGAGUUGGAGGGGAUUGAGGGGAUUUUGAAGGGUGGGGAGGAUUAG